CAAAUGUGAAGCAGUGUAAACAUAAAAACAUAAAAGAUAAAAAUUUUUUCUGCAGAAAAAUUAAAAUAAAAUAAAAUAUUAUUAUUACUAUUGAGUUAAAAGCGAAAAAACCGAAUACAGAUAUUUACAUUGACUGACGCAAUGCUUCACCUAUGAGAGAAGAAAAAACAUUAAUUAGUGAAAAGAAAAAAUCUUCGAGAAUACUUGAUCAUAAUUUUUUCGUCUGCUGCUUUCGACCCGAACUAUAGGGCUGCAACCUUUUUUAAUGACCUGAAACAAAGGAAAUUUCCUAAAAAAAAAUAUUAGUUUAAAAAACAAGCAAAAAAAGUCACACACAAAAAAUGAAGAAUAUUUUCGUAUUCUUCCUAAUUUUCCUCGUGAACAUCCAAAAUGGGUUAUUUUUGUCAUUAGAUCCAGUCGCAUCUACCGAACUGGAAGAAUUCAUCAAAAAUGAUUUCACGAUAUCGCUGCGUCACAUUCGCCCGCGUCGCAAAUUCCGCAUUGCCUUGGAAGCACUUUUCAUGAUUGAUUUUCCGAUGGCGCGUCAUAAGCUCUCUUUUUACUUGGAUCGGCAAAAUAAGAGAAUAACUGUUGAUAUCCAAUCCAACGCGAACAUCUUCUCGAAACACUUGGAUGCACCCGAAAUUGAUGAGAUGUCAACGAUUCGCUCGUUGGCGGUUUUGUUCCAACAAAAUUCCCUUACUCUGUAUGUUGAUUGCAAGGAAGCGUCAAAGCAGGAAAUCGAUAUUAACUUGUCGAAGUUGUACUCGAACAUGGAAGAGCCGAGUGUGAAAAUGUUCAGAGAACGAAAAUAUCCGCUGCAUAUUGAUUCGACAGUAGCCAAUGCCAUGGCACGCGCCAACUGCCAAAAAUUGGAGAAGAAAAAGUUGAUGAAGAAAAAUUUGACGGACAAAUUGUCAAAGCAAAAGAACAAAUUGUAUGAGACAGAAGGCAAUUCUGGCUCCGCUGAGAAAAACAAGAAGCGUGACAUUCGCGAUCGGUACAUGAUUAAUGAACGUUACCGCGAAGAACGCGUCGAAGUGAAAAACAAUUUUAAUCGUCGCGGAGACAUACCGAUUUUAAGCGGAGAUUGUGACGAAAGCUUGGUUAAAGCAAUCGGUGACCUGAAAGGCGUUAUCGUGUCGCUGCGCGAAGAUGUGGGCAAGCAACGACAAGAAAUCAAUUAUUUGCGUAGUUUGAUCGAGAGUUGCAAUGCAUGUAACGCUGCUCCGGCGCCACUCAUUCAAACGUGUGCAUCGCAUAAUCCCUGUUUUCCGGGCGUUCAGUGUCACGACACGCAACAAGGCAUGAGAUGCGGCAGUUGUCCACGUGGUUAUUUCGGAGAUGGCAUUAACUGUCGUCCGGGCAUGACGUGUGCCGAUCGCCCUUGCUUCAGCGGCGUUGAUUGUCAUGAUGAUCCUCAUCACGGUGCCAGAUGCGGCGAAUGUCCUCGAGGAUAUGAAGGCGACGGCAGAACAUGCCAUCAACGUAAUGCAUGUAACGAUGAGCCAUGUGCACCAGGAUCUAUGUGUUCGCCAUUGGACCAUCCUCCAUAUUAUAAAUGUUCAUGUCCUGAUGGAUCAACUGGAAAUGGUACGAGAUGUCAUGAUAUUGAUGAAUGCGAUUUAUACGAACCUUGCGAUCCCCGCGUUCGUUGCUCAAAUUUAGCGCCCGGAUUUGCCUGUGAUCCUUGUCCCCCCGGAUACAGCGGCGUUCAUGCUGGCGGAUGUCGUUUAGCUGUCUUCGAUCAUACCUUCCAACGUCAACGUUGCAUCGACAUCGACGAGUGUCGCGACGGAACAGCAAAUUGUCCUCCAAACUCCCAUUGCGUCAACACUGAAGGCUCUUACGAAUGUCAAUGCCCCCAAGGUUUCGUUCGUAACUCAACUUAUGGAUGUUUCGCCGUUGCUGGAAUGUGUCCCGAUGGCACAGUUUGCGACGAAAAUGCCGUUUGUCGUCAAAGUGAGGGACAUCGUUAUUAUUGCAAAUGCAAAAUUGGCUUUGCGGGAGACGGUUUGCACUGCGGACCUGAUAAGGAUUUAGAUGGUUGGCCCGAUUACGAUUUGGGAUGCGCCGAUUUGAGAUGUCGCAAAGAUAAUUGCGUGACGUUGCCGAAUUCAGGACAAGAAGAUUCCGAUCAUAAUGGCAUCGGGGAUGCUUGCGAUCCGCAUUAUCGGGCUCCAAUUGAGAUUGACGAGGAUGACAUUGAUCACGAUAGUAUCUUGAAUCAUUAUGACAAUUGUCCACGGAAGGCGAAUAAGAAUCAAAUGGAUUCAGAUGGCGAUGGAAUUGGAGAUGUAUGCGAUAAUUGUCCUAAUAUUGCAAAUCCUUCACAAACUGACACAGAUAACGAUUUAGUUGGAGAUGCUUGUGAUAGUGACAUCGAUAGAGAUUUUGAUGGUAUCCAAGAUUCACAAGAUAAUUGCCCGAAAAUUGCUAACAGCGAUCAACUUGACACCGAUAACGAUGGUCGAGGCGAUGCUUGUGACAACGACAUGGAUAACGACGGCGUUUUAAAUCACGUCGACAAUUGUCCUUUAGCUUACAAUCCCGAUCAAAUCAUGAUUUGCGCUGACGAUUGGGAUUUGGAUUCAAUCCCGAAUUAUCUCGACAACUGCCCAAACAACUCAAAGAUCUUCAGCACGGAUUUCCGCACAUACCAAACUGUCGUCUUGGAUCCCGAAGGCGAAUCUCAAAUCGACCCGAAUUGGGUAAUUUACAACAAAGGAGCUGAAAUCGUUCAAACGCAAAACAGCGAUCCCGGCCUUGCUGUCGGCUACGAUGCCUUUGGCGGCGUUGACUUUGAGGGAACUUUCUUCAUUGACACGAACGUCGAUGACGAUUACGUCGGUUUUAUCUUCGCCUAUCAGAAUAACAGGAAAUUCUAUACCGUAAUGUGGAAGAAGAACAUCCAAACGUAUUGGCAAGCAACGCCAUUCCGAGCAGCUGCUGAACCCGGCAUCCAAUUGAAACUCGUCGAUAGUGCAACAGGUCCGGGUCAAAUGCUGCGAAAUAGUUUAUGGCAUACGGGCGACACGAAAGAUCAAGUGAAGCUUUUGUGGAAGGAUCCACAGAACGAGGGAUGGAAAGAACGCACUGCUUAUCGAUGGCUUUUGUUGCAUCGACCCAAAAUCGGACUCAUUCGUUUGCGCAUCUUCAAUGGCGAGAACAUGGUUUCCGAUUCUGGCAACAUUUACGAUAGCACACUCAAGGGCGGGCGCCUGGGAGUCUUCUGUUUCUCGCAAGAGAUGAUCAUUUGGUCGGAUUUGGUCUACAGAUGUAACGAUAACGUGCCAGAGACAAUUUACCGCGAACUACCUCCAAAACUACAACGAGAAGUACAAAUUGAUUACAGAGACUAAAUUCUCUUCUCUCGAGUCUCUUCUUGCACACCACACGAGUCUCUAAUUAACCGCAUUUCUAUCACCUAAUUAAUCGAUUUUUAUAUAAAUUUAGGAUUCUCAAUGCUUUGAAGUCUUUCA
Culicoides brevitarsis is the source of this 3482-nucleotide messenger RNA. RefSeq names its product cartilage oligomeric matrix protein (gene Tsp). NCBI's taxonomy places the organism in Eukaryota, Metazoa, Arthropoda, Insecta, Diptera, Ceratopogonidae. Gene Ontology annotation, molecular function: calcium ion binding. Gene Ontology annotation, biological process: cell adhesion. Gene Ontology annotation, cellular component: extracellular region. The transcript is spliced from 14 exons. The coding region runs from base 342 to 3362 and encodes 1006 amino acids. The record is from RefSeq and is a predicted model, not a curated record.